This is a messenger RNA of Hepatospora eriocheir, 852 nucleotides long. The record is from the annotation of a GenBank genome assembly. NCBI's taxonomy places the organism in Eukaryota, Fungi, Microsporidia, Hepatosporidae.
AUGGAAGAAGAGGAUUAUUAUCCAAAAAUGAAAGAAUUAAUAAAAAUGGUCACAUCAACCUUUUAUGAGCCAAGACAUAUAGUAAUAGUAGAUAUUUUACUUGAAGAGAUGGUGAUGAGUGAAAGUGAAAUAUGUUCAAAGAUGCAUUUUCUAUCAAGAGAAUUUAAUAGAAUGCUACAAAGACUAAAAGAUGAUAAAAUUAUUAGAUGUGAUUCUAAAAUAGAAAUACAAGGAGAUGGAAGACAGUUCAUUAAAACCUACUAUUAUAUUGAUUUUGCAGAGGUAAGAGAUAUUAUUAAAUACAAAAUAUAUAAAAUGUCUAAGUUGUUAGAAUCUCAAAACAUAGAAGGAGAGGAUAAAUUUGUAUGUAAAGGAUGUAAUAAAAUCUACACCGCAUUAGAUGCACAACUAUGUAUGGAGAAAACAGAAUUUAUUUGUUAUUAUUGUAAAGAAGAAUUAGAAGAGUAUAAACUUACAGAAGAUAAGUAUAAUAUUGAUCAUAAACAAUUGAUGGAUAAUUUAGAACCAGUAAUUAAUUUAUUAAAGAAAGUAUCUCAUUAUUCAAUACCACCAGUAAACAUGUUUGAUUUAGAGAAGAUUAAAACAAAGAAACAACCAGAAAAGAUUGUUAUUAAAGAAACACCUAAAGAAGAGAAGAAAGAGUCAGAAUUUAUUCAAAAUACAGAAGAUUCUGUUGAAUCUAAAAAGAAAGAAAAUUCAGUUAAAAAUGAUAUUCUUUUAUCUGUUAAUGGAAUUCCUAAAUUUUAUUCUGAAAUAACUCAAGAAGAUCACGAUAAAAUGACAGCAGAAGAAUACACCGCUUUCUAUGAAGCUUUUACUCAAAAUUCCUAA